CGCGCGCGCAGCACUUUCCGCCCAGCGGAAGUUUCCGAGGGGCAAAUGAGAAGGUCACAGUCAAGAUGGAGUUUCCAGCCCAGUGAAUCCAAGGGCCAGACCGUGACCCCAUAAAGCAUGAUUUACUUCUGUCCAGACUGUGGUAAAAUUAUCCAAGCAACGUUCAAAUUCUGCCCCUACUGUGGAAAAUCUUUUCCUGCAGAGGAAUAUGCUGGGUCCCCAAUCUUUGCCAAGGCAUGCAUGUCGCCCUUUCGAGGCUCGAGGAAAGAGCUGAACUGCAGUUCUGAAAGCUCUCCCAAGAAGGUGAAAUGGUCCAGCACGGUCACCUCUUCCCAAUUAUCCAUCUCAGAUGGUGACAGUUCUGAAUCUGAAGAUACUCUGAGUUCCUCUGAGAGAUCCAAAAGACUCUGGGACAGACCCCUAACCUCCAAAAGCAGCCUUCAGGUGACCAGGUGCAGCCCGCAGACAACCAAGCACAGCCCUCAAACGACCAGGCAAAGUCCUCAGAUGACCAAACAAAGUCCUCAGACGACCAGGUGCAGCCCUCAGACCACCAGACAGAGUCCUCAGAUGCUGAAGCGGAGCCAGGUGACCACCUCACUUGAAGCUUUGCCUACAGGGACAGUGCUGACAGACAAGAGUGGGCAGCACUGGAAGCUGGUUUCUCUCCAGACCAGGGAUGACCAGGGCAUUCUCUAUGAAGCUGAACCCACCUCUGCCCUUGCCUGUGAGUCAGGUCCCCAGAAACAGAAGUUCUCACUCAAACUGGAUGCCAAGGAUGGGCGCUUGUUCAAUGAGCAGAACUUCUUCCAACGGGCCGCCAAUCCUCUGCAAGUGAACAAGUGGAAGAAACUGUACUCAACCCCCCUGCUGGCCAUCCCCACCUGUGUGGGCUUUGGUGUCCACCAGGACAAGUACAGAUUCCUGGUGCUCCCCAGCCUGGGGAGGAGUCUUCAGUCGGUCCUGGACGACACCCCGAAGCAUGUGAUGUCGGAGAGGUCUGUGCUUCAGGUGGCCUGCCGGCUGCUGGAUGCCCUCGGGUUCCUUCAUGAGAAUGAUUAUGUUCAUGGAAAUGUGUCAGCUGAGAAUAUCUUUGUGAAUCCAGAGGACCUGAGUCAGGUGACCCUGGUGGGAUAUGGCUUCGCCUUCUGCUAUUGCCCAAGCGGCAAACACGUGACCUACAUGGAAGGCAGCAGGAGCCCCCACGAGGGGGACCUUGAGUUCAUUAGCAUGGACCUGCACAAGGGAUGUGGGCCCUCCUGCCGCAGCGAUCUCCAGACCCUGGGCUACUGUAUGCUGAAGUGGCUUUACGGGCUCCUGCCAUGGACAAACUGCCUUCCCAACGCUGAGGAGAUUAUGAAGCAGAAAGAGAAAUUUCUUGACAACCCAGGGCCCUUCGUGGGACUGUGCGGUCACUGAAUCAGGCC
This is a messenger RNA of Carlito syrichta (Philippine tarsier), 1427 nucleotides long. Its product is annotated as inactive serine/threonine-protein kinase VRK3-like. Gene Ontology annotation, biological process: signal transduction; peptidyl-serine phosphorylation. The record is from RefSeq and is a predicted model, not a curated record. Gene Ontology annotation, molecular function: protein serine/threonine kinase activity; ATP binding. Lineage: Eukaryota; Metazoa; Chordata; Mammalia; Primates; Tarsiidae. The transcript has a single exon. The coding region runs from base 118 to 1419 and encodes 433 amino acids. Gene Ontology annotation, cellular component: nucleus; cytoplasm.